Molecule: messenger RNA, 537 nt
Organism: Candidula unifasciata
Lineage: Eukaryota; Metazoa; Mollusca; Gastropoda; Stylommatophora; Geomitridae
Source: the annotation of a GenBank genome assembly
AUGGAGGAUUACGCCCGGGAACCUUGUCCAUGGAGAAUUGUGGAGGAUUGUGGGGGUGCCUUCUCCAUGGGAGCAAUUGGGGGAUCACUGUUCCACGGCAUCAAAGGGUUUAGAAAUGCACCCAGUGGUAACUACAGAAGGUUAAUAAGCAGUUUUGCCACAUUAAAAGAACGAGCACCAAUAGUGGGAGGAAACUUUGCAGUAUGGGGCGGCCUCUUCUCUGCCAUUGAUUGUUCCAUGGUUUACCUGAGGAAGAAGGAGGACCCAUGGAAUUCCAUUACUAGUGGCGCCCUCACAGGAGCAAUUCUCUCGGUUCGGAAUGGCACCGGGGCGAUCAUUGGCUCAGCAUUGAUAGGAGGAGUUCUUCUGGCUCUCAUUGAAGGCUUCGGUAUCAUGUUCACACGAUUCACAGCCGAACAGUUCAAUCCAGCAAACCGAAUGAUGGAGGAGGACCCAUCGCAGUCAGCCCCACAAUUUCCUGUUAGUUCUAUAACUGAAAGAAGUUCAAUAUUUGCAAAUCAACCUUCAUAUCAGUAG